This is a messenger RNA of Lottia gigantea (owl limpet), 2289 nucleotides long. RefSeq lists its product as hypothetical. NCBI's taxonomy places the organism in Eukaryota, Metazoa, Mollusca, Gastropoda, Lottiidae. Gene Ontology annotation, molecular function: phosphopantetheine binding. The transcript is spliced from 14 exons. The record is from RefSeq and is a predicted model, not a curated record. The coding region runs from base 1 to 2289 and encodes 762 amino acids.
AUGAAGUAUGAAUCUCUGGGUUUGCUACAUGAGCUGUUUACCAAACAAGCCUUAAAGACACCCGACAGGAUCGCCGUACAUGCCGUGGAUGACCGAGAAGUCACAUUUAAAGAACUGAAUGAUUGGACGGACAUUCUUGCCACAGCUUUACAGAAUAGAGGGGUACUACCAAAUACCCCGGUUGGUCUCUAUCUAGAAAAAGGCAUCGAGUUCGUCAUCACCUACAUCGCCGCUUUAAAAUCAGGUGGUGCAUAUCUACUCAUAGACUCGAGUUACCCAAAGCACUUAGUGAAAGCCAUACUAGAAGAUGCUAAGCCCAAUGUGGUCGUGACUGUACCAGAAACAACUGCUAUACUAGAAGAAAGUGGUGCCAGAAAUAUCAUUAUUCUUGAUAAAGUCUGGCAAGAAAGAUUAGCUGCAGAAAAUGAAUCAAGACCUAAACCGAAAUCUCCUGAUGUCCAUUUAGAUUGUAUGGCUUACAUUGUUUAUUCUUCUGGUACUACUGGCAAACCUAAAGGCAUUAUGUGUCCUCAUCGUGGCGCUGUAUUCUCAUAUACAUGGAGACAUGAAGCCUAUCCUUACCAAGAUGAUGACAGAGAAGCUUGUAAUAUUUUUUUUACUUGGGAACUACUCAGACCAUUGUUGAAAGGAAUCACUUUAUAUCCAAUACCAAAUAAUGUUAUAUUUGAUAUGCCUAUUGUCACCAAUUUAUUAGAGAAGAACAAUAUCACCAGAAUGUUGGUAACACCGUCUCUACUAGAAACUAUUAUAAAUACAUCUAACAUCGAUCUUCAGAAGGCUUUUCAAUCAUUCAGACAAAUUUGGUUUUGUGGUGAAGUAGUAACGACAGCUCUACUUGGUAACUGUAUGAAACUAUUUCCUACUAUAAGAUUCAUUAACCUAUACAGUGUAUCAGAAUGUCAUGAUGUAGCUGCCGGAGAUUUAACAGAGAUGUAUGAAAAGGACAAGGAUACCUUGAUGUCCAGAAAGUUUUGUCCUGUUGGUCAAUUGUUACCUGGUGUAGAAGUUGUUAUAUUAAAUGAUGAGAUGAUUCCACAAUCUAUAGGUCUUCCGGGAGAGAUUUAUGUUGGUGGACCUACUCUUGCAUUAGGUUACCUCAACAAUCCUAAAGCACAAGCAGCCAAAUUUAUCAAACGACCAGAUACUGUACCAAGUAAAAUCGGUGACAGAUUAUAUCGAACUGGGGACUGGGGAUAUGUUCUAGCCGAUGGGAGUCUGGAAAUCUGCGGACGCUGUGACUCCAUGGUCAAAAUUCGUGGUUACUCAAUCGAAGUUCAGGCUGUAGAAAAUGCAUUUAAAAGUUUAUCGUGUGUAAGGAACAGUGUAGUGUUAGUAAGAGGGGAGGAAGGAGAAGAUAAGUACCUCAUAGCUUACAUUGUCCUCGAUAUAGUUAUUACCAAGAAAGACAUCCGACAAAAACUGAAGCGAAAGUUGCCGUUUUAUAUGAUACCGUCCUUUAUUGUGAUACUUGAGAAAAUUCCAAUCUUAGAAGCGUCUGGUAAACUGGACACUAAAGCUCUUCCACCUCUAGAUCGACAAACUGUUGGUGAGGAUUCUGAUGGGAAACCAAAGACACCAACAGAGACCAGUCUUGCUAGGAUCUGGAGUCAAGUGCUUUCUAUUAGUGAUAUUGAUAUUGAGGAGAGCUUCUUCGAUAUGGGAGGUCAUUCUCUACUGGCCGCCCAGCUCCUGAAUAAAGUUAGAGAAGAAUAUAAAGUAAAUGUAAGCGUCAAAGAACUGUUCACUUUCCCAACGGUUCAAGGCUUUGCUAAGCUGAUAGAUAGCAAAUUCGGAGUAGCUGCUCUUGACGACACUGAUACCGAUGUUCCUGUAUUGGAUUUACCGGCUGAAGUUGAGAAACACGACCAACGUUCUAUAAUUAUAGAUAUGCAGCUUCGUGCCUUUUGGAGAACAUUUCACUAUGGUCAUCAUUUCCAAAGUGGAAGAAUCUUACUGACUGGUGCUACUGGUUUUCUUGGUGCCUUCAUUCUACGAGAACUACUCUUAUCCACAAAGAUGUUUGUAUACUGUUUAAUAAGAGACCAGUCAGACAUGAGUUUGGAAGACAGACUCCAUAAAACAUUAAUAACCUACGGCAUCAUUACCGCCUCCGAGAGUAGGCCCACAGAAGAACAACAGAGAUGCUCUGAGUUACUGAAGGGAAGAGUUCGACUGAUAAAAGGUAGCUACCUGUUGAAAUUUGCCAAUUUUGCCUUUUUUGAAAAUCCAAAUUUUGCAGCUUCACCACGGCCAAACCAACUGAGAUAG